Molecule: messenger RNA, 4139 nt
Organism: Sycon ciliatum
Lineage: Eukaryota; Metazoa; Porifera; Calcarea; Leucosolenida; Sycettidae
Product: serine/threonine-protein kinase receptor R3-like
Exons: 1
Coding region: 697-3231 (844 amino acids)
Biological process (GO): cellular response to growth factor stimulus; nervous system development; activin receptor signaling pathway
Cellular component (GO): plasma membrane; activin receptor complex
Molecular function (GO): ATP binding; activin receptor activity, type I; activin binding
Source: RefSeq, a predicted model, not a curated record
AAAUAAUUCAUUGUCCGCUGGAUCAUGGAUGCAAGACUGCUUUAUACUAGAAAAGCCUCUUUGGUUGAGUCUAGCAGUCCCAGUGUGCUGAAUUCAGGCUAAAGCCAUAGAGCUGCUUGUAGAUGGCAUGCUGGAACCGAAGAGGGCACUGGAGUGACCAUCUUGCACAGAAUAGUGCCGAUUGUCGACCAGAUUUCCCCUGUGCGCUGCCAGUGCAACUAGUGGUGAUGCCUGAGUGAUGGCCAGACGCUGCGCCCGAUCGAUUGUGUGCACAGAUUUGUGACUUCUGCGUGCAGUGCAUGUUCGUACCUCCAAGCCUGCCAGCACCGACAUUAGCACUGCAACUAAACUGAUACUUACUGUACGAGUACAAGUGGCAAGAACUGGAGCGGAGCACGAACGCUAGCAGCAGUAUUACUCCCGAGAGCUUGACACUGUCACCGUCAGUCGGCUGCGAUCAUUUUGGUUGUUUCUUGACCGGCCUUGGUCCUGGAGAAGCUCGAUAUUUUCUCCGUGCCUCCUACUAGUAUGUAGCAGCGAGAUUCAUUCUUGCUCUCGCAAGAUAGCUGCAAAAACCAGCCCAAGCUCGUGUUUUGUUGCGUAUUUUGCUCCACGUGUUUGUCCAAGCUGGCUCAUACUCAGUCAUAGCGUGUGCGAGCAGUUCACGCACUCCAGCCGCGCAGCUGACGAGCAGAAAUGGCGGGGAGACGGACAGGAGGCGGCAGCAGCGCCAGUGGCGGUGGGAAUCAGACCCGUGCGCUGCGUGUCCUUUCGACUUCCUCUGGCCCGCAUCAUCAUGAUCAUCAUGAUGACUGCAGCUGCAGGUGGAGGGGCGCGAUGUUACCUAGCAUUGUACUGCUUGUGUUGCUGGCAACGACGUCCACUAGUCGUGCGUUUGAUACUCGCGUUCAUUCUUUGGCAUGCUAUUGUGAUGCCAAUGAUGAAUGUGUGCGUAACAAUUUCACCUGCACCGUUGACGCGGAGUUUCGACACCCAGACCUAGACCACUGGGAAGGUGGCUGCGUGGCGUUUCGCCAACUGAGGCCGGACGGCACGGCGCCGUUGCGGCACAACUGCUUUGACGGGAUUAGCACGUUGCACUGCGCUACACUGAAGGACAUCACAUCGUUCUGCUGUGGGCUGAGCGACGGGCCCUACUGCAACCGGAACGUGAGCAUACCGGAGCCUGUUCGUCGUGCUACGACGUCACCACCGCCGGUAUCCACGGUGACGACGCGUGUCGAGGUGCACCACAACAACCAGGACAUCAUCAUACCGCUGUGCGUGCUGCUGUUCCUCUGCCUGGCCUGCAUCGCCGUCUAUCUGCUGGUGCGCUUCAAGCGUACGGGCAAGUGCCUCCCGUUGGCACUGGCCGGCGCGAACGGAAAACGCGGCGGCGCAAGCACAGCGGGUAACGCGCAUGGGUAUAGUGGUGGUGACAGUGGAAAUGACUCUGAGAUGUCCGACAUGUCCGAGUACGUGGUGUCGCGUCAGGUGGCGCAGCCCAAGGGUUUUCUGCCGCGGCCGCAGCAGCAGGGCGGCGCCGAGUCCGUGUCCGUGUCCGGCGGCUCGUCGUGGACGUCGGGCAGCGGGCACAGCUGCACGGCCUACUUCGGGCACCGCACCCUGGCGCUGCAGAUCGAGCUGCGCGAGUGCAUUGGCAAGGGACGCUACGGCGAGGUGCACUCGGGCGUCUGGCAGGGCGAGGACGUGGCGGUCAAGAAGUUCUACGCUCGCGACGAGCACUCCUGGGUGCAGGAGUCGCAGAUCUACAACUCGCGCAUGCUGAACCACGAGAACAUCCUGUCCUACUACGGCUCCGACAUGCUCUCCAAGGACGAUCGCACCGAGCUGUGGCUGAUCACGCAGUUCCAUCCGCUCGGCUCGCUCUACGACUACCUGCUUCACAACGACCUGGACGUUGAUACAACUCUGAACUUUGUCUACUCGAUGGCCAGCGGUCUGAACCACCUGCACGCCGAGAUCCGCGGCACCUCGGGCAAGUACAGCAUCGCGCACCGUGACCUCAAGGCCAAGAACAUUCUGGUGAAGAAUGACCGCACUUGCUGCAUCGCCGACCUGGGCCUCGCCGUCAUGCACGACCCGGAGUCGAGCGAGCCGCCGGACGUGCCCACGCACAAGGUGGGCACCAAGCGCUACAUGAGUCCGGAGAUGCUCACCGAGAAGAUGAACGUGUUCAAGUUCCACGCGUUCCGUUGCGCCGAUAUGUACAGCCUAGGUCUAGUGCUGUGGGAGACCGUGCGGCGCUGCAAGAUCAACGACUUUGCCUUCGAGUACAGCAUUCCGUACUUCGACAAGCUGCCCAACGAUCCAGACUUCCACGAGGUCCGCACGCUGAUCGUGGACGAGAAGUACCGGCCGCCGUUGCCGCACCACAUCAAGGCCGACCGACGCACAGUACCGCUAGUGCGCAUCAUGGCCGACUGCUGGCGCAUGAACCCGGAGGCCAGGUGCACCGCCCUGCGCAUCAAGAAGACGCUGUACUUCAUCCGCAAGAGCCGCGCCACCGGUGAUCCCCUACCGGCCGUGCAGGAGAACGAGGUGUUUGUGCAACCACAGGCCGUGGCGCUACCACUGGCCCCGGGAAAUCCUGGUGGCGGCGGCGGCGGGCCACAUUGCAUCGACAGCCAGACGUACUCUGCGUGUGGGCCCGACGCCGAUACCAUGCCCACGCUGAACGUGGACGUGGGCGAGUACCCGGAGGAGCGCUCCGACUCGCUCUUCUUGCCGGCGGCCAGUAUUCACGCGGCCCCGUCGAACAGCACCACGCUGCAGAAUCAAGCGCGGCCGGUCAUCAGCAGCCAGCAGGGUACUAGUGGUGCACAGCUCGGCGGCACGUCAGCUCUGACCACCAGCGGUGGUGGUCAUGGCUCGGACAUUGUCGACGAGAUUUCCAGCGCAUCCUCACUGCUUGCCGGCGGGUACAGUCAGUCUUCAGUCGGCGCCGUCUCCAUCACGAGUGACCGGGUUGUUGGCAAGCGACAAGAUUCGCAGCCGCCGAUGCCGGCACAUUCCAGUGCUGGCGUGGCAGGUGGUUGGCCAUCGAGGCCAGCGGAGGACUCCAUGUCCGCCGGCAGUGUUGGCGCUGGCGGCGGACGAGCGCCCCCAGCGAGGGCGGCGCCCUCAACACCCGCCAUGCUCGUGAUGGAACAAUCGACUGGCACAGCCACUAGCAGCGGUCAUCAUGUAUGCUUAGAGUCAUCCUGCUAGCAAUGGAUGAGCAGGUACUGCUGUGGACACGGAAAUCCGGUUGGAGCUCAAGCGGCCCAGGGCACUGGCCAUGCAGCCGUGAGUACGCAUACGAUCAACAAGUGCACUGCGUGCAACGUUCAGUACGCACUGCGGGCGCCGGCCGCGGUCAAUCGACUUGAUUUUUGCGUCCACAAUAGUACGGAUGGGUUGCAUUUAGUGCUGCUAGUACAGCCCUUCACAAGACCUAUACUAUGAAUAUCUUGAUCCACCUCGAAAUCCUAUCCUAUCCCUGCAAUGAUUUACUGCAGAGUCUAUUUCUAUUGUUCACCGGCUAUGCCAUUUCCCGUCCGCAAGCAUUCCUUUCUCCCCGUAUGAAGUAGACCAUGGAUUACCGUCUACAAAGGCCAUUUCUUCUCCUUCUCCUCCCGGCUGUCGUGAAUUUGUCGCGGUAUUUGUGCAACUCUUGUUGCACCUCUGUACUAUCACUACAUCUCGAGAUUUCCAUUGAGAAUUUCCUGGACGUUGAUGGCAGUGAUUUAAGAAAUCGCCAUAGUAACAUGUGACAGUUAUGGCGGCUCCAGUCUACGCUGCUGCUUCGCUUUCUAGUGCGAGAUUGUUUAUAUUCCUAUUGUCGACAGGUUUCAUAUAGUUUACCAAGGUUUUUUUUUGAUUUUCUAGAAUGAUAUUUCAACGACUUCUGAAAGAUUUUAUGAUGCAAAAUCGCCGCAAAUAUUCCAAGUUGACGCCGAGGCUAUGGCAAUCCUGUAUGACGCAUGCUUUGCCGUGUAACCUUGAUUUCAGUAGCAUUGUUUAAAAAGAAACCGUUCACCUUAUUCCUUUGAUUGGCGACUCCUGUCCUUGGAGGUCCAGUGAGGGUCCUAACUAAACUUUUUUCGUUUCGUGAAAAUUAUCGAUAAUGCCGGAUA